Elgaria multicarinata webbii is the source of this 12773-nucleotide messenger RNA. RefSeq names its product transcription factor Jun-like. Bases 88 to 1365 code for a protein of 425 amino acids. Gene Ontology annotation, biological process: regulation of cell population proliferation; regulation of transcription by RNA polymerase II; regulation of cell cycle. Gene Ontology annotation, molecular function: RNA polymerase II cis-regulatory region sequence-specific DNA binding; DNA-binding transcription factor activity, RNA polymerase II-specific; transcription factor binding. NCBI's taxonomy places the organism in Eukaryota, Metazoa, Chordata, Lepidosauria, Squamata, Anguidae. The transcript has a single exon. The record is from RefSeq and is a predicted model, not a curated record. Gene Ontology annotation, cellular component: transcription regulator complex.
AAGCAAGCAAGGAAGCUCCAGUUAGUGGCGGCGGCAGCGGCAGCAGCAGCAGCAGCGACGCCUAGACUCGCCGCUGUCCUGCCCAGCAUGAGCAGCGGCGGCGGCGGGCGCACCAGCGCCCGUGUGGCUGUGAAGAUGGAGGUGGCCCCUUUCUACGGCGAGGAAGGACUGGAGCUGCUGCCAGACUUCGUGCAGCUGCCGGGCUUCGGCGGAGGGCCCGGCGCGGGGGGACCAACGGUGCUGGAGCCCGCUGAGGAAAGCGGGGCGGACCCACAACACAAGCUGCUCCUCGCCGGGAAGAAACCGCAGCCGCGAGACUUGGUCGGGGCGGCCUCUCCGGGCAGCGCGGUCUUGCCCGCGGCGGGUCCGUUCUCGUCGCUGCGCCCCCGCGGCGCCGCCAGCAGCGCCGUGCACCGCCUUAUUCCGGAGGGGCCCGGCGGCGGCGGCGGCGGCCCAGAGGUGGGCCCGGUCGUCCUGCAGCCUCUCCUGAAGCUGCCGGCGGCCACCGACCUGGAACAACUGCUUAUCCAAGCGGGCAGCCCGGGUCUCGCCGGUCCAGCCAGCCCCACCGGCGGAGGGCCCUCGGUGGCGGCAGGAGUCGCCGGGCCCUUCUUGUACCGCUCCCCGCAGCCCGCAGCCCAGCCACAGGCGGUGACCCAAGAGCAGGAGGGCUUCGCCGACGGCUUCGUGAAAGCUCUGGCUGACUUGCACAAGCAGAACCAGUUGCUUGGGGUGCCACCGGCACCGCUCUCGCCUACCCAGCACCCGGGGGGGCCGUGUUGCCCUCCGCCCAGGCAGGACCCGCCCGCCGUCUACACCACCUUGGGCGGCUUCAACCCGGACAGCCCGUCGGCCGCCGGCACUUUCUUCUCUCCCCAAGCCGUGGCUCGCCUUCCGGCGCCAGGCUCGACGGGCAGGGCUUUGGAGGAGCCGCAGACCGUGCCGGAGGCGCCCGUAGUGUCGGUCCCUCCUGCCCCUCCUCCUGUGCUUUCGUCCGGGGAGUCCCCUCCGCCGCCGUCCUCCUUGUCCCCGCUCGACGCCGAGAGCCAAGAGCGCCUGAAAGCAGAGCGCAAGAGGCUGCGCAACCGCAUCGCGGCCUCCAAGUGCCGCCGGCGCAAGCUGGAGCGCAUUGCCCGCCUGGAGGAAAAAGUCAAGGCGCUCAAAGGCCAGAACGCCGAGCUGGCCACCACCGCCAGCCUCCUACGGGCCCAGGUCACCCAGUUGCAAGGCCGGGUCCGCAGCCAUCUCUCCAGCGGCUGCCACAUCAACACCGCAGCAGCCGCCCCUGCGCAGCAGACUUCGGUGGCGGCUAGCCAGCCACCCGGCAGGGAGGGACCCACAGAGCCGGAGACCAGUGCCUGCUGAAGCCCCUCGAGCCCAGACGGGGAGAGACAGAUGCGCACAGCCUUGCCUUGCAUGGCAGGGAGAGGAUGACCCCUUGGUCAUGGUCUUGAGGAGGGCCAUGCUAGAGCCAUCUACAGUUCCAUACUCUUUGGCUUCUAACCCUGCUAUUCAGUCAUCUGAAAAGUUGUGGGGGGAGAGACAUGGGUGAAGAGGUUCCUCUUCUGCACCCCAUAGGCUGGCCAACUCCUAAUGGGAAGCCACAAGAGAGAUCAAACAGCCAGAGAGAACCUUGGUGUAAUGGGAAGAGGUGUUGGGAGCAGCAAUCUCUGCUCUUCAGGGGACAGAAUGGGACCACAGGAGCUUUACAGCGUGGGAGUGUUGUUUAUUCCAGAAAGCAAUGUUUAAAAAAAGUACCACUCAUCAGUCAACUCAAAAUUGUGAUGGUUUCAAGCAUCUCCAGAAAUCAAUCGGUUUCCUGCCAAUGACCCAAGUAAUGAAAAUGACACUGAAGUGAUCAAUAACCAGAUGGUGGUGGUGUUUUUGUGUUUUUGUUUUUCCAGGAGCCAAAUGCAAAAACUCCCAGGGAAAAGAGUUGCCCCAGUUGAUGUCGUUCUGAUAGUCCCCAGUUACAUGAGGAAGCUGGAGGCUGGAUUUUGCAGCUUGUGACCUUCAAAAAACUUCAGCUUGAAAAUGUGCUCACUUCCCUAGCUUCUCUUACCCUAAACAUACCUAAGAAGAAGAGCUUUGCAGAUCAGAUACAAAACUAUUUGCAUUGUGUUGCUGGAAAUCCAAAGAUCUCUUCAAAGACCCCACCUGAACUUACGGUGUGGUUAGAAGUAAUCUUUGUUGAAGACUUUUUACAUUUUAGAGAUGGUUGAAUUUUAUUUUCUAUUUUUUUGUGGUGGACGGUGAUUAGAGUCAAUCUAUAUAGCUUUUCUGCAAGGAUUACCAGGGAUUGUUAAAAAAAAAACUCCAGUAUUUUUGGCUGCAGGCUUAUUUAUUGCUUUCUAAUAAAGGUUGUAGAUUUUCUAAGAUGGGAUGUUGUUUCUGGUAAGGUGCAUGUAUGUCAUGCGAACAGCCAGGCGUUUCAGUAGAUCAGUAAUAUUUUUAGAGAUAGCAGUCCCUUCAGUUUGCUUAUGGGCAGUUUUGUGAAAUGUUUCUCAAAAAUUUGAGAAAGUUGUAGGCAAUACAGGGGUAAACCAGUUGCGUGUACAGAGAGAAGUUGUUAUUUUCCUGCUACUGCUGUAGGUGUUUUCUACAAUUGCUCAGUGCUUGAGACACACAGUUUAAAUGUUUAGGACAAGAUUGUACAUAGUAUAGAAGAUGUGGCAAUGUAGUUUUUGUUUGUGGUACAACGGAAGGCCUAAAAAUGAUUAGUUGCUGUGAGAAUGUUUCAGUUGUACCUGAAUUUAGGGUUUCUGAUGUGGGAGGCUUUGCCUAUUACAAAUACGCAGUGCUAAAGUAAGCAGAAGAGGGUGUGCCACAUACAAAUAUUUAUUUAAAAAUUAGUGUUUUAAGAAAUGCUUUUCCUCCUAGAUUUAUGAGCCCCAUGUUAUUUCUUGUGCUAGCACAAAUUUGGGGCAUUGGUAGACUUAUUUAUUGAGACUCUUUUCAGUGUCACCUUUUAUUUUUGUAAUAUGCAAGAUGAUAAAUGGUUUUGGAAGAGUAAAUAUCAAAUCCUUCACUGUGUACAUUCCAACUGUGCUUGCUCUCUGUAUGGAGUUAUAGUGACUUUAGUGCUAUACAGAAAAAAGGCAGAGUGAAUUUUCUUAAAAGGUGAAACAAUUCAAUUGUACUGUGUUUUGAAUAACUCAUAGAAAUGUGGAUAUUCAUAUAUUUUUCAGAAGAACUGUGUAUAAGCUAUUUUUGUUGUUGUUUUCAUUGUAAAGUAUUCUCUAAUUCUCAGGGUGGGAGGGGGAAAGGGAAGAAUCCAGUAUUCUUUUAAGGGACUACUUGCUGAGAAAGUCUUUUGCAUUGUAUUUUAAAAUAGGAUCAGAAAAGAACAUGUUGCCUCCAAUUUGUUUUAACUGAGAGUUUUGACAGUUUUAUGGACAAAUUUGUCACAGCGUCUCAUGGAUGAUCUCCCCCCCCCCUUCAUUGUAUAGACUUAGAGCAUAGUAUGGAUGCUUCUCCAGAUGCAGUUUUAUUAAGUCCUGUGAUUUAUUUUUAAUUUAAGGUCUAAAGGUCUGUGCAACAACAAUCCUUGCCUGCAAAUACUGUGUACUGAAACAGCCUAUGGAAGAGUUAAUGGGUUGUAUCCAAUGUUAGUCCUACUUAAAGUAGAUCUAUUGAAAUGAGUGGGACUAACACUGGAGACAACGAUGCACAAUAUAAUUUAUUAAGUAAGUGCUGUCGCAACACUGCUGGACCAAUAAAUUUGAAGCAGAUAAAUGGAGUGUUUUAUACUGUUUCAUUGUUUAUGAGAGAUUAAAUUAUUUUCCAAUAGAAUUGGCCAUCAGGAGCAUUUCUACUUGGAAUCAUAUCACUGCAAACAUCUGAAAGAAUCGAGUGUGGCUUUUCAGGAAUAGUGAAGUAAAACUUGGGGAAACAAAUGUAAUUGCUUUGGUCAGUCCAUCUUGUUUUAAUUGCCGGUACUUCAUUAAUAAUAAUGUCCUUUUUAUCAUUUUCCCUUUGGGGGUGUGAGUUCCUCCCUUGCAUUUUCACAUUUUUCAGUUCUGAGAGUAACCUUCCUUUAGUUUGGGUCAGAAAAAAAAAAAAGAUUUUUUAAAAAAAACAAUUAAAAAUCAUCAUUUUUUAUGGAAGAAAUCCUAUAAAAGAUGUAUUUGAUAUAUCAGCUUUGCUCGUUUUUUCUAUCUGUUCCCAGUUCAUAACACUUUCAUGUGGCAGGGGAAAAAAGUUGUGUGAGCAUAGUUUCAAAUCAAAGUAUAGCAAGGAUGGAUACCUUUAUAGCAGUGCUUAAAUAUGAUUGAUACAAAAUAGGUAAUGAGUUGUACAAAAGGUAUCCCCUUAUCUGGGAUCAGAGCAACUCCUACAUUUAUGCAAAGCUGAAAAUGCCUGAUGGGUCAACAUUUCUUGGUUCUGUUCUAGAUGUCAGAACAGAAGUUGUUCCGGCUUAGAGAAAUCACUGUUGUUCUUCCUACUUAAAUGUACCUAGGAAUCUAUUCAAAAUAGCCGAUAAUAACUGUCACGGUCUCAGAGGUUAGAGCUCAGACAAUUCAUUUUCUUGAUAAUUACAUCGUGAUAGGCAGGGCUGCAUGCUGGGUUAGUUUUGCCAAAAGCCUAUUGUGCUUCUUCAAAUACCUGGAGUGUUUUGGAUUAUUUGCCCUUCUCACAGCCUAUUUUACUAAAGGGUUGUAUCAAAUGUUAGUCCUCCUUGAAAUGAAUGGCACUUAAGUUAGACUAACAUUGGAUGCAACCCAGUAUUGCCAAUAACUUUUCUACCUUUUUCUCCAAUCGUGUUUUCAAAGUAUACUUUACGGAAUUUCUCCUAAUAUAACUAGCCUUGAGCAGAGUUGGUUUCUCUGUCAAAACAUUUUUAAUACGACUCUUUCUGUCGUUUUCUAAAAGUACCACCCAUCCUGCUGGUGUGUUUGCAAUACUGUUUAAAUGUUGCAUCAUUCAUGGUUGAAUACUUUAAUUUCUGGGCAACCAAUUACACUCUUCUUAUUCCCCAGGCUAAUUCAAGUUCAUUCAUUGUUGCUAUUGAUGGUCUCCUCUCACCUGUUCCAAUUCUGGGUAUCUUGUUUAGUGUCUAAUCAAUCAUUCCUUUAAGGGGUGUUUUUCUCAUUUGUAUUCCCCCCUUUCCAGUCCGCUUGUUGGUGUGUAUUUGAACAGCUGUAUCAGAGUUCUUGGGUUUGUUUUCUUAUACUUUGGUUCUUGCACUUCAGAUAAUUUUAAGAACAUGCAUACAGAAAAAAAAUGUCUAAGCUGAAUGGUACUCACCUGCAUUAGCUCUUCAAUAGGUAAAUAUUCCACAGUUUCUAGUGAUGACGAUAGUUCAGGUGAUGCCCAUUGUUGAACUGACUUGAAGCUUUCUGCCAGUGAAAAAGGCUGCCUUUGGGUGAUUUAAAUUCUUAUCUUUAAGUAGUGAGAUGGGUCCAUCAGCAGCUGGUAUUUCCCUGCACUUGUACAGCUCAUUUGAACACUCAGGUAGUAGUGGUUCAUAUGUUUGUGUGGCUAGAAAGGCUAAUUUCUUACUAACUUGUGUUGAUGUGUCACAGCUCCUACCCAAUGCCUCUUUUUAACACACUGAUGGGAUAACUCUGGCUCUUAAUGUUUCCCUCCUUAGGUUUAGGUGUGGACUUAAUCUUCAAACACUUGGGUGGUUGUUGCUGGGUUUUUUUUGGCAGAGGUGGUGGUUCAGUUACGAGACAUUGUUAGCUUGAAAACUUCAACUAACUAAAUGGUGCUGGUGCUUUCCAUUUUUAAACUGUUGCCAUGAAAGGUAAUAGUGUGGUGUUUUUCAUCUGGAAGCACUUGAAAGCAGGCGCUUGGGCAAGAACCAGCCACUUUUUAAAGUCCUGUUGAUUCCAGUCAGAGAGAUCUAAGCAUGUACUUAACUCUGCCAUUAAAAUCAGCGGGAUAUAAAAGUGCUUUUCUUUUUUCAGAACAUCCUCUGGCUUUUUAUAUUGCAGCCGGAAUACAUUUUAAUAACAUUUCUCUGGAGAGGAAGGAUAUAUAAAGCAUGUGAACUUUUCCUUUCUUUUCUUUUGAUAACUUCUUGCAUUCUGCUGCAAAUUGAACCUACCCUGUUAGACACAGCAACACUCAGUGGCUGCAUACUUACAAGUGAUUUCUUUAGUGGGUUCACUUUCGUUGCUGUUGAAUUUUCUUCACUGUUUAGCAAUUAUACCCUAAACAGACACCUGUUUCUUGGAAGCAGAGACAUUUAAUUUGAUCACUAGCCAUAAUUCCAUUGAUUACUAAGGCAAAUGUUUCCAACCUGCCAUUCUGAUGGAGUUCUACAAAUAAUACAGCAAGCCGGCAUUGUUAAUUAAUAAGGAGGAUAUGAAAUAAUUGUAGGUGUAAGAUUCCAUCAUUUCUAUGCAUACUUAAUCCUAGUGAUGCUGAUUUGGCAAAGCUGUAGCCUCUUGUGAAAAGGCAUUUGGAAGCUACAAGGUAGUUCUACUGCUUAUACUGUUGGCCUUGUGCAGCUAGAAGACUUGAGACGGAGGGACGUUUGUACAAGCUUGACAAAAAUUCUUUGUUUUCCAGGCAACUGAUAAAAUGUAUUUGAAUUCUAUUUUAGCCCAUUUUCUAAAUCUUCCGCUCACAUAGUCAAGGUGCAAAACAGAGAACCUGCCAUGCUAGGCAAGGGGGAUAUAUUUAGAUUGAAUCCUAGUUUUCAUUGUUUGUAAAGUUUUAAAUAGAGGAUAAACACUUUUUGUAGUCACUGUUCUGUUACGUAAUAGCUAUUACAGUAGGCUGUCAGCCAUUCUCUAUUUGCCAUGGUAGAUAGUGUUUAAAAUUUAUUUCUGAGGUUUUUUUUUCCAAAACUAGGCCUGCUGAGACUCAAUAAUAGAGAAGAGUGAUAAACUGUGAACUUGCUUAUGUUUUGAAAUGGUCUCUGUGAGCUGCUACCCUGUUUCCCCGAAAAUAAGACAGUGUCUUAUAUUAAUUUUUGCUCCCAAAGAUGCGCUAGGUCUUAUUUUCAGGGGAUGUCUUAUUUUUCCAUGAAGAAGAAUACGGUACACAUUUAUUGUUGAACAAAAAAAAAGGUCUUUUUUUCGGCGGGAUGCCUUAUAUUACAGCGAGAGGCAAAACUGGAAGUAGGUCUUGUUUUCGGGGGAUGUCUUACUUUCGGGGAAACAGGGUAGUAGCCCCCAAAAUGUUAUGUUCUCAUGAGUAAAGCAAUUCUGAAUUAUCAUAUGAUAGUUAUACUAAACUGCUUUGAAGCAAGUCAAGCAAGUGCAAAUGCCUCUGUUUCUGUGAGAAAAGCAUAAAUUUGCCACUUUCCUUUUCUGUUGUGCUUGCCCUUAAGUCCUAUCUUACUUCUUCUAACCCAAUUCUAAGCACAUUUACUCAGAAGUAAGGCUUGCUAGGUUCAGAGGGGUUUAAUGCCAGGUGAGUGUGCGCAAGAUGGCAGCUUUUCAUGACUUGAGCAUGGAGAUAGACCUGAAUUACUCGAAUGUGUUGAACUAUGAAUUGUACAGAUUCUUUAUAAUGAGCAAAUUAGUCUCCAAACACACUUCACAUCCACCUAUCAUUAAAAUAUACAUGUAUGUAUACUGGUAAAAUAUAUUAGUAUGAAGUAAAACAGGGAUAGGGAAUCUGUAGCCCUCCAGGUGUUGAACCAACUCCAAACAUCCCUGACCAUAGGCCAUAUUGGCUGGGUCUGAUCCAACAACAUCUGAGCGGCCACAGGUACCCCAUCCCUAUACUAGAGGAACUGCUGUAGCUGUGUGUGUGGUGGGUAAACAGGGCUUGGACUUGGGUACCUGGGUUCAAAUCUGGGCUCAGUCAUAAUGAAGCUCUCUGAGUGAUCUUGGGUGCGUCACUUUCGCAGCCUAGCCUACCUCGAUAAAAUAUACACUCCUUGAGUGUUUUGGAGGAACGUUAGGCUACAAAUGUGAGAGAGAACUACAUGUAACCCAGCUUAGCUGGUUUCCCCAGGCUAAACUAAAGGAUCAAAGCACAAUGUUCUUGAGAUGCUGAAUCUUUUGGGGAAUUCUGCCAAGUGGGAAUUCUGCCAAGUGGCCUUUCAUAAAAACAAAAAGACUGUUGAAGCAAUACUUAUUCAUGCUAGAUUUUUUUCCCAAGCCCUGUUUACCCACCACUCAGCUACCUGUGGCUGUCCAGGUGUUGUUGCAGAAUGACUUGGUAGCCUUAGAAAAUUUCAUUGAAUUUUCAUUGAAUGUUCGUUGUUAAUCAAGUAGUAGAUAAUUUCAAAUACGUUCUUUGGACUGUAGUUAUUGCAAAAAUAUUUUGAGUUUUUCAUAGCACUUGAGAAGUGUCUUGGCUUCUAUCACUCCGCAUUAUGCACUAUUAAAGUAGGAUUCAUAAGCUUAAUUGUAAUUUAUGGAAAGAAAUCCACAUAAGUUGCUAUAGAUACUGUACGACUAAACUAUUCUUAAACAUCACUUAAGAUUAUAUAUUGGUACCAUAAUUUAAUCUGCCUGAAAUGUUGCCGUACCACAGCUUGUGUGCUGGCAUAGUAACUGGUAUGACUCAUUUUAACAUGUAGGUUUACAGGAAGUUUUAGGAUCAGGCCCAUAGUGGAGGACAAUUUUAUAAAAUUCAGAAGAAUCAAGUGGUAAAGCUUUUUGAGGAUUGUACCACUUCACACUGCAGGUUGGGGGCUGCAUGUCUGAAUAUUCUUUAUGUGGCCGAGAUCCUUCCUGUACCCUAAAAAUCCAACCUAAUUGGUUAGGCCAAGAAUUGUGACUGGCUAGGUUCACCUAGUGACAUGGGACUGGAACCUACCUAAUCCAAGGCUACCCUUACACCACAAUGACUCUUGAAUAUGUAAAAAAACGCUGAUGAUUCUUGCUUAACUUUGCUUUCCCCCUCUAUCCUCCUUCCUUAAUGAUUUGGCUUUUUUCCCCCCAAGACAAGAUUUAGUUACUCUCUUAGGCUUACAUAGCAAUUGCAGCAUAUAAGGUUUUGAACAUCCUCUGUUUUUGGAAGUGUUUCUCUCUGCGUGAAACUCCCCUCCUUUUCUGUUCCCCUACCCAUUUUACCAAAAGGGCAGUAUUGGCAGCGUAUAUUUCAGCAGAGGAAGUGUUCUUUUUAACUUUUCUUGAGAUUUCAGAAUCGUGUUCUGUACGUCCAUCUUGUGGUUAAAAAAUCCUCUUUCGUAAUCUCAGAGGUACAAAACUGGCACUUCACAGCAGUGCAAAGGCGAGAUUCAAAACUUCUUGAAGGGGGAAAUGCACUCGCAUAUGAAAUCAUAGUUGAUGGGUCUCAAAGUUGAGAGGUGAGAGAGACUUCUUGAUACUCAGGUAUGAUCUGUGUGGUUUUUGCUGGGUGAUGAUAUAGGUGGGCUGAGAGGUAUCCAGUUUAAACGAAAGAGGCAACCAUUUGAGAAGUGAAAAAUAUUGUGUGUGAGUUCAGACAUAAUGGGUAGGAUCCAGACUGGAUUGUACUUAGAAUAGUCCUAUUGAUUUCAGUGGGUCUACUUUAAAUAUGACAGAGGCCUAAUCUACAACAAACAGGAUAUUGCACUAUGAAAGCGGUAUAUAAAAGGCAGAAGCCACACGACUGCUUUAUAGCGGUAUUGAAGUGCACUGACAAGUGUUGGGGGCCCAUUGACACAUGCCAUAUACUGCUUUCAUACCACUAUAUCCUGCUUGGUGUGGCUCCUGCCUUUUAUAUAGCACUUUCAUAGUGCAAUAAACUGCUUGGUGUAGAUUAGGCCUAAGUUUGCAUCCAAAUCAGUUAUUAUCUUUCCUUCUAUUUUGCAAACCCUUACCUUCUUAUUUCAGAGAUAUACUCCUUGUGGACUGGGAUUGCUUUCACUAGAUAUGAAGAUCAAGAAAAUGUACACCUGAGGUGGAAAGAGUUUUGCCAUGCACCAAGGUUCAGGUGGUUCCUUGUUCAGUCUUUAUUAGUUGUAUUUUUCAAUUUCUACUAAAGGUGUGUUGUCUUCAAUUACCCUGAUGGUUUUUCAUGAGGGUUUGCAUGACCAGGGAAGGAAAAUAAACCAUCAUAGCUCAUUUUCUUGACCUGUGCAUGCUAGUGGUGCACUGCACCACAUAAUUACCAGAAUUACCCUCACUGGGUGCAAUUUGACAUGUCGUCCGAACCCAGCGAGGGUGAUGGUGGUUGUUACAAACCACCCUACAAACCCUAGAAUAAGCCAUGGGUUCCAGGGCGGUUUGUAAACCUACCGGCCGGCCACCCUUGCCAGGUUCGGAUGACACGACAUACCACACCAGGCGAGGGUAAUGGUGGUAACUAUGCAGCGCAUGACUGGCACACCACAGUGGCAAAAUAAGUUACACUGGCUUAUUUUCCUUCCGCAAUCAUGCAAACCUGGUCAUUGUGUGAAGUGUUGAUAUGUGUAAAGUAUACUCUCAGAUUCUGCCAAUUCAGUACUCAUUGGCUUCGACUAUCUUAUAGUUGCCUGGAAUUUGGCUCACCCUUGGUUUUAGUUUUGAAAAGAGGUGUUGCCGCUCUUAUUUAUUAUUCUAAUCAAGGGAGGGUAAAUUGUUAAGCGUCAUCUUGGCUUGCUCUCUUUUUGAACUGUGUCCCUUCCAGUUAUGUAAUUACUGGUGAUUUUGCAGUUUUUGCCUAAAACCAUGGGAAACCCCCGCACUGAAAUGUAAUCAUGUGAAGUAUUAAAUGUAAAAUGCAAUUAAGAUGAUGCAGUUUUAUUAUUCUAGCAAAAUGUAGAUUAGAGGGUAGGUUCUGUGUCUUUUUACUAGACCAUUCAAUUUCAGAAUUAACAAAGGGUAGAAUGAGACAGAUUUAUAUAUUUUUUACAUAUUAUCUUAAGGUAGAAAAUACUGCAUUCAUAAUAUUGCUGUUAAAUGUUGGGUAUCUCCCAGUAUGAUUGCCUACCCCACCAUAGUUCCAAAUACCAAUGGAUAGUGAGGGAGUAUGGGUUUUUCUAAGAGGUGACACAGAGAUUGCCAUCUCUUUGACUGCCUAGUGGUCAGGACUGUCAUGGCAGUACCUGGCCAAGAUCCCAGAACCAACAGCCAUAUUAAAAUAAGAGUGGUCCUCUUAUGCACCGGUAACUGGUUAAAGAAUAGAAAUCAGUGAAUCAGAAUGAAUUUAUCACAGUGGCGGUGGGGAACAGGGUGUUUUUUCUGAGGGGGAGCAGGGAGGACACACUGGAAAUGUAUCCAGAACAAACCUAGAAGUAGCUCAGGCAGGGCUUUUUUCAUAAACUCAUUAACCGAAAUAACAAAGUUCUCCCAAACCAGGGGUGGAUGACUUAUGGCCCGCAAGAUGUUUUGGCCUACAGCUCCCAUCAGCUCUAGCCAGCAUAGCGAAUGGUGAGGAAUGAUGGGGAUUCUCGGUCAAAACAUUUGGAGGUCAAGUUGCCCACUCAGCAGAGGUACAAUGGCUGUCUAAUAUUGAAGGCUGCUGUACAGCUGGCAUCUGCAAAAAGUCUCCACUUUAGUUAUAAUAACAAGUAAGAAUUUCCAGAAUUAAUCCAUGUCUACUCAGAAGUAGCCAUAGGGCCUUGCUCAUAUAUAAUGACAACCCAUCGCUUUUUCCCCAUGAUCCACAAUCGGCACCUUCAUAGACCACAGAGCAUAAUGUCCAAACCUAGGCUGAUGGGUUGUUUAGGGGCUAAACAAACCAGCAGUUAACCCAUCAACAAACCAUGGUUUAACCACUUGGUUGUUUAACCCCUAGACAAUCCAUCAUUCUCCAUAAACCUACAAAAGAGCUGAUAAUGGUUUGUGUGGUAAAAGCCAAUGGCCCUGUUCAAAAGACACCUUAAACCAUAGCUUUAACCACAGUGAAUAACACAAAAAACCUUAUUCACCGUGGUUAAAGCCAUGGUUUAAGGUGUCUUCUGAACAGGGCCAAUGGGUUUUAAACCAAUGGGUAUUUGUUACCUGUGAACCAGAUCAUUGUGUUUAACGUGACUUCUAGGUAACUGAAGAAGAAUGCAGCCUCACAUGGGUUAACAGCAAAGCUUUCACUUAUGAUUUCUGGCUUGAGAUGUUGGCUUUUUGCAAAUAAUGUGUCUGAAAGAUUUGACUGGAGAUGGAGUAUGACACAUAAAACACCAAGUCUUAAUAAAAAUGCAUCUGGGGCAUGCCCAUUGCAGUUUUUUAAUAUUACUGUCAUAAUGCAUAGAACUAGAAGCUAUUAAAAGUAAUUAUUACUGAUAAAAGUGUUUUGUUUUUUUUUUAAAAAAAGGAUACUUCCACUUGACUAAAUGUACAGUUUAAUUUUGUGUUUGUGACUGUGUGUGAUUGAGGAGGUAAAAUACUAUACCUCUUAAUUGACUAGUGAUUUAAAUCCAUGUUUACAAGAAUACUCCCAAUUUGUCUGCCAAAUUGCAGUCAGUUUUUGUUUUCUUAUGAAUUGAGUUUGUGGAUGACUUUAUACAGUAGAUCUUGAGAUGGUGAUUUCAAUACUGCUGCCAUUGCAAACAGUGGGCCUUUUGUCAAUGACUUCUUGGGUACAGGAUUAGAUUUCCAAAUCUUUGCGCUGAGCACUUAUGACUAAAAGGCCUUGUAUGUGUGUCCAAUAGGGCGCCCCUGUGUGUCAUGGCCAACACGGAUGCUCUCUGGAUUUAUCACUUUGAAACUAGAAUCUUUAAUGGUGACUGAAAUAAACAUUCUUAUGUAGGAGAUAUAGGCGUUCUGGAAUGUAGAACAUUCUCGUGCUGAAAUUGUUUACAUAAAAAAAAAAGAUUACAUUUAUGACUUUGUAAUCUGCAACGUGCAAUUUUGUACAUGUUGUGUUAAAACUAAGUUUAUAAGAUACUGUAUGUAUAAAUACUUGACUGAGUAUUUGAUAUAAAUAUCAGAACAUUAAAAUGGCUUUAUAUUCAUACCAUU